This is a messenger RNA of Pelobates cultripes (western spadefoot toad), 603 nucleotides long. The record is from the annotation of a GenBank genome assembly. NCBI's taxonomy places the organism in Eukaryota, Metazoa, Chordata, Amphibia, Anura, Pelobatidae.
AUGGACCUGGAAUUACCAGAUGUACAAGCUGGGUUCCGCAGAGGACGAGGCACAAGAGAUCAACUUGCCAAUGUACGAUGGAUAAUUAAGAAUGCCAGAGAGUUCCAGAAAAACAUCUACUUUUGCUUCAUAGACUAUUCUAAAGCCUUUGACUGUGUGGAUCACAACAACAUGUGGCAAGUUCUUAAAGAGAUGGGAGUACCAGAUCAUCUCAUCCGCCUCCUGAGGAAUCUGCAUGUGGACCAUGAAGCCACAGUCAGAACCAAACAUGGGACAACAGAAUGGUUCAAGGAGUGCGACAAGGUUGUAUAUAGUCACCUGAGUAAGGCUGAGCUGGAUGAAUCCAAAGCUGGAAUCAAUAUUGCUGGAAGAAAUAUCAACAACCUCAGAUACGCGGAUGAUACUACUCUUAUGGCUGAAAGUGAGGAAGAACUAAAGGACCUGUUGAUGAGGGUAAAGAAGAGAGUGCAAAAGCUGGCUUGCUGCCUAAUGUUAAAAAGACUAAGAUCAUGGUCAAACAGCAAUCUUAGUUCCUGGCAAAUAGAUGGGGAAGAAGUGGAGGCAGUGACAGAUUUUAUUUUCCUGGGAUCCAUGAUCUCCUAA